GUGAUGAAUUCAAUGAACCCACAUCAGCAUCCAUCGCCACUGCUGCUGCACAUAUGCACUUCUCACGACCACACCAUACACUCCACUAAAAUAACAAUCUUUUUCUACUUACUAUUUAACAAUACGCAAUAUACAGUAAAGUAAAGUAAUAUUUCCUGUGUGUCGAUUUCGAGGACUCGGUGAUCCAUAAACCCUUAACAUUUUACAAUUAACAGCUCUCGUCAUUUCCUCCCCUUGAAUCACAGUAAUCCUAAUUCCUAUAAUCCAGCUGGUGUGUGGUGGGUUUGACUUUCAACAGUGUCAACCGUGAGGGGAGUUACGUUCUUGACAAAAGACCUGCAAACCGAGAUUUCCUGGUAUGACGCCUCCUGCCUGCUGAAUAGGUCAAGUCUGAAGUGGGAUGAAAUUUAUUCAAUGAAUUAUUCUAUGCUCAUGUCAAUUGCACAAAAACUAGAGCAGUAAAUGACGAUAAGCUGUGAUUAAUAAGUAAUCAGUCAAGUGUGAUUGGCUGGAUAUAUAAAUAUAUCAGCUGAAUGAUACGUAGAAACCGGUAAAGAUAAGACAACCACUUCAACCACUGAUAAGUGAAAUUUUAGGAUCUUCUCGUACAUUUCGAAACUCGUGUUUCUAUAACUUUGUCACAUACUGGAAAGAAUAUUAAGCGAGAAAACAACGUGGAUUUUACAAUUGUUGAUAGGGCAGCUAAUUGUCUAGACUUUUACUUUUUUGACUUAUUUACCCAUGUGGUAAACAAAUAUUGGAAAUAUGCAACCCACAACAGACGAGUUUUUAUUUAUGCAAAGUUAUCACCAUCACAACACAAAUACUGAUAAUCGUCUCAAACAAGAACGUCGGACCCCUUCGCCCUCUUCCUCGUCCUCCUCCUCGACACAUAUGGACGGUGACCACGAGAAUGAAGCCAAUUUGAACCCCUUCUACUCCAGUCUUCUCUCGGCCCCUGAAGAUUUUCAUGCCGAAGUAAGUCCACAAGUCGGUAGUACACAGUGAUUUGAAGGUGGUUGUUGGUGUUAAUUGUAAAAAAAGUAAAAAUGAACGAUGAUUAUUACAUUACUUGUACAGAUACAAUUUUGGAGAUGGAUUUAUUUCCCGAUGCUGAGUCUUUGGACACGUUUUCCGAGUUACAGCAAGAAGAGCAGCGUUUACGAGAAGAACUGAUAUUCAGUUCAGCAGACAUAAACAUUAACCGAUUCUUGCAAGAAGGGGAGAAUCAAUCAUCAUCUGGGAUAGAUUCUGUGUCCCCAUUCCACAUUGAGUUCAACAAUGAGAGCUUGUCCCACAGCCCCUCUUCAAUGUUCAUGAUACAAAAUGAAAAUUCCACAAGUUCUGCUUCUUCCUCUGUGGAUAUUGAUCUCGAUAUUGGAAACAACCAGAUCCCGAAUAAUGCUACCACCUUUGUGGAUACGUUUACUCUUUCUCCGUGCAUGGAUUCGCCUCCCUUAACGCCUCCAGAAGUCAAAGUGGACAUUACAGCUCAUGGUCAGACCAACCUGGUUUUUACGAGCUCAGUAAACACCUUGGGGACAAGUAUUCGAGCAGUGAAUGAUAUGAACCUUCCGAAGCUAAUACCAGCUUUGAAAUCCAAUAAGAGAGGAAGAUCAGCAUCUCAUGAUGAUUCUCCAGAUGUGCAAGCUCUGAAACGGCAUAUUCGAAUGAUUCGUAAUCGAGAGUCGGCAUCUCUAUCUCGGAAGAAAAAGAAAGAGUAUGUUACUGGGCUUGAAGAUCGGAUAAAAGGAUUGGAAAAGGAGAACGAAGGUCUCAAAAGAGAAAAUAUAUUUCUGCGUUCCAAAUUGCAACAAAAUGGAAUCAAGUUGGGAGCUGAAAAGAAAAAGAGUCAUGUUGUUGGAGGAGUUGUUGCUAAAGUGGCUUUGCUAGGCCUGUUUGGAUUUGUCAUGAUCAAUUUUAAUUCAAAUCCACGGCCUACACAUCCUAUGGAACAUUCCAAUGUCUCAGAUUUUUCAAGAACAUUGACCAAAUUGAGAUUAGCUGAAGCGUCGGAAGGGGAGGAUCAUACAGUAACACCAUUGCUGGCGCAUCAACAGAGGUUUAUUCCAAGGGCUGGAGACAUCGACUUGAACUACACGAAAUCCUCAAAAUCAAAAUCAUUUACCUUGGAGAAUAUUAACUCGGCAUCGGAUGGAACUUACGGCAGCUUGAGCAACAUUAGUCAUAUAGCAAUUGGCACUGCCAACUCCUCUAUGCAUGAAAAUUCUUCAAGUAUAAUUGGCAAACCCAUGUCCUACUUAAAUGGUACAGCUUAUAACAACCAAACCCAUCAAGUUCGUCAAACACCAACUUCAACACGAGAUGGAAAUACGUCUUCGGUCGUCGUCAACAACAAUGUUAAGAGAGAACGAGAAAGGUCCAACUCUAGCAGGUGGAGAUCAAGGGGUAUUUCAAAUAAAAAGAAAAUGACUGGAUGGCCAAGUUCCUCGCUCAAAUCUGCAAAUUGGGUGUUUCCCCCCUUCAUGGGGUCUACCGGUGUGAGUAACUCUUCAAAUCCUCAACACACUACAAACCGGUGUCCAAACCCUUUCAACAAGACUGAAUCUAUGAGAGUUAAAAAUGAUCUUGAGGAUAUUUUCGGCAAAGGAAAAUUCUCACAGAAAAAGUACAAAACCUCUCAAGCUAAAAUCAGUCCCGUAUUAAAAUUGGAACCCAUCGUAUAUUCUCUAAUUAGUCAUAAUAUGGAUGCUUCAAAGAAUAUCAUUCCACGAGCUGAAAAUUCUGAUCUUAACAAGGGAUUGGCAGUUUAUGAUGGUGAAAAGAAACGAUUUUCUACAAUUUUAGAAAAGUUGGAACGUCGCGAAGACACAUUUUACGUGGUCUCACUUGCUUCAGACAACCAACUGCUACUCUCUGCCAAAGCCAGCAAUGAAUCCUCACGUCCAAAAAUGACUCUACUGCUUCCCUGGAGAAAUGAAACAUUAAAUGAAGACAUGAUUCUCCAGAUUGAUUGUGAAGUCUUUCAAGUGUUUAACUUGAAUGAUGAGAAGAGGAAACCAAAAAGACAACGGUCGUCAGCUUAAUCGGGAGUGUAAUUUUGGUACUAUUCUAUUUCAUCCAUCUCAUUUUCAAUUUUAGUCUUCUUUCUUCGAAACACCAUCACCUACACUAUUAAAUACUCUAGAUCUUUCAUGACUACUUUACUUUUUAAUCUUGAUCGAUGUAGUUAGAGUCUAUUGUCUUCCUCUAAUUAUCUUAAUUCCUUAUCAAUUGAUAAUCUACUCUCCGUAGUUUUUACAUAGUAAACCUACUUGUUAUUCAGUAGAUAUUUGCAUAUUCCCUUUUGAUUGCUAUUCUUCUGUAACUAUUCCAAAUUUAAGUUAGAUAUUGGACUAGCUCUGAUCUCAGUCAUUAAUUUAUGGACCAAAAAGUAACUAUGACUAAAUAAUUUGCAAUUUAUGUACCAGGAUUGUGCUUACUGUAUGCACAAUACACAAUUUCGCGUAUAAUAUCCGUGGACUAUCUUUAUUUAACAUGUGUAGUUUUACAUCAAUCCAUAUAUGUGCAAUUACUCAAUGUAAGUAUUUGUAGUUUCGUAUUUUUUGAAAUAAGUUGGCAUAAUGAAACCAUCGCUGGUAUGAAAUUAAGAAGUGUUUAUGAUAUGGUGCAUAUUUAUCCAAAUAAUGUCGGGUUUUUAUGUCGCAUAUAUAUUUAAUACUUGCAUUUAUCAAGUUUACAUAUAUCGUUGAUUUCAAAAGAUUGUAAGUCAUUCCGAAAUAGUUUACUUAAUGUUUUAGAUUCGUGGUAUUUAUCAUUAUUAUGACAUAUUUACAUAUACGCAAGUACAUAUUGGGUGGGUAAAACAUAUAAAAAUAUUUUGUGCUAAUCAGUUAUGACGAAUCUAAUCCUAAGUACUAAAUAUGUGUUAAUAAAGUUUGUUAGAAAAAAAUUACUUAUGAAACUACGAGAUAUAAAUAUACAGAAAAAACUUGAACCCAUCCCAAAUUUAAACUGCGAAUUUGUCAAAAUGAUUUAAACCCUAAGUAAAUCUACCCUGUUAGCGAAA
Folsomia candida is the source of this 4030-nucleotide messenger RNA. It is a transcript of the gene Atf6, whose product is annotated as cyclic AMP-dependent transcription factor ATF-6 beta. Gene Ontology annotation, cellular component: nucleus. Gene Ontology annotation, biological process: regulation of transcription by RNA polymerase II; endoplasmic reticulum unfolded protein response. The coding region runs from base 1050 to 3047 and encodes 665 amino acids. The transcript is spliced from 10 exons. The record is from RefSeq and is a predicted model, not a curated record. Gene Ontology annotation, molecular function: DNA-binding transcription factor activity, RNA polymerase II-specific; RNA polymerase II cis-regulatory region sequence-specific DNA binding. NCBI's taxonomy places the organism in Eukaryota, Metazoa, Arthropoda, Collembola, Entomobryomorpha, Isotomidae.